This is a messenger RNA of Aethina tumida (small hive beetle), 844 nucleotides long. Its product is annotated as nascent polypeptide-associated complex subunit alpha. The record is from RefSeq and is a predicted model, not a curated record. The coding region runs from base 145 to 744 and encodes 199 amino acids. Gene Ontology annotation, cellular component: nascent polypeptide-associated complex; cytoplasm. The transcript is spliced from 2 exons. NCBI's taxonomy places the organism in Eukaryota, Metazoa, Arthropoda, Insecta, Coleoptera, Nitidulidae. Gene Ontology annotation, biological process: protein targeting to membrane.
UAGACUUAAGAAUAAAUAUAUAGGAACAAUAAUCAAGUUACCUAAGAUUAUUGUUUGCUGUCAAAAGCUUCAAUAUAAACGGUCACUCCAGUAACAACUAAACAUUAACAUACUCGUGACUCCAAUAAUCACGUUAAUACUGAAAUGGAAGCUAAUUUAAAGGAAAUGGCCGAACUGGAAAAGUCCCAAGACACCGACAGCUCGACCGACACGGUAACGGAGGAGGACCCCCCGAAGGAGGACGAGCCGCAGGCGUCCGGCUCCGGGUCCGCCCUCGUGCCCGACUACGAGUCGACCCGCUUCGCGAAGCAGAGCCGGGCCGAGAAGAAGGCGCGCAAGAUGAUGUCGAAGCUGGGCCUGAAGCCGGUGACCGGCAUCAGCAGGAUCACCAUGCGUAAGUCCCGUAACAUACUGUUCGUCAUCAACAAGCCGGACGUGUUCAAGAGUCCGGACGGCGAGACGUACAUCGUGUUCGGCGAGGCGAAGGUGGAGGACAUGUCGCAGCAGGCUCAGGUGGCGGCCGCCGAGAAGUUGAAGGGCAUCAAGCCGGCCGGGGGCGACGCGCCGGCCAGCACCUCCAACGACACCGGGGACUCGGACGAGGAGGUCGACGGGACCGGGAUCGAGGAUAAGGACAUCGAUCUGGUCAUGUCGCAGGCCAAUUGCAACAGGACCAAGGCCAUCAAGGCCUUGAGGAACAACGGAAAUGACAUUGUCAACGCCAUCAUGGAACUGACAAUGUAAUCCGAAUGUUUUGAAUUAUUGUUUUAUUCACUUUGCUGCAAUAACUAUGUCCAUUUGUAAUAUUUAGCUAUUUCUUAAAUAAAUUCAUAAUUUUGAGGCA